Messenger RNA from Pocillopora meandrina, 2710 nucleotides. Lineage: Eukaryota; Metazoa; Cnidaria; Anthozoa; Scleractinia; Pocilloporidae. The record is from the annotation of a GenBank genome assembly.
AUGUUCAAGGGAAAACAUACACGAAUGCUUGUUUAUGGUCGGCCAGGAAUUGGAAAGAGUACUUUUUGUAAGAAGGCUGCAUAUGAUUGGUCGAAAACCUUAAAAGAAAUCCUAAAGAACUUUAGCAUUUUGCUUCUGAUUAAGUUGAGAGAUGUGUGUGACGUGGGAAACAUCCGCGAUGUUUUACGUGCGUCUAAAUUGCUGGCUAGUGAUGGUCCGAUCUCAGUUGAUAGUCUCUAUGAUUACAUAAUUAACAAUCAAGAUGAAGUGCUCCUUAUUUUGGAUGGCUACGAUGAGUACAGCUUUGCAGAAGAACACUCACCCAUCCUUGCAAUUUGGAAGGGUGAGCAACUAAGAGAUUGUCACGUCAUUGUCACCACGCGUCAACUUGAAUGUGACGAGUUAAAAGGCCCCAGCCACGUUCAGUUAGAAAUUCAAGGUUUCAAAAGUUGGAAACGAAAAGAUACCUUUGCGAGAAAAUUUAUGGCAGGUGAAGAUCUUGACGAGUUUAAGCUCUACCUGGGAGAAAAAGAUCUCGUUGACAUGGCAGAAAUACCUCUCCUCCUACUGAUGCUGUGUAUUUUGUGGAAAGAGAAACGUCACGAAGGACUGCCAAAAUCACGGGCCGAAAUAUUCACACAAUUCAUUCAAACCAUGCUAGAUCACAAAGGUGAAAUUCAACUGCCUUUGCCAUUUCAGAAAAUGACCUCAACGGAAGCCAGAGAAGACCUUAGUAAUCUUGGAAAGGUUGCCUUUAAAGCACUUCUACAAGACCGUCUUUACGUACGCUGCAGCGAACUCCCCGGCAAUAUUUCAAGAAGUUUUGAAAAAUUAAGAGAAGUUGGGCUUUUCCAGAUUGUCAAUCUUACGAGUCUCAAUCCUGAGAAAGGGGCCUAUUUCAUUCAUAAAUCCGUCCAGGAGUUCCUUGCAGCCUGGCACAUUAAGGAGGAGGUGUUAUCGAUGAAAGGAGAAAGUGCGCCUAGCCUUUCCAAAGUUGAAUCAUUUGAAAAGAUCGUGAAGAUGAAUGAAGUUCUGAAAUUUGCCUGUGAGCUGUCAACAGAAGCCGCUUACGUAGUUUUCCGUCAUGUAGCGUGUGUUGGAAGAGAGGAAUCUUUCCGAACCGAACCGUUGUCUCAACAUCAAGAACUUUGUCGUCGGCUUAUCUCGCACAGCUACUUUUGUUGUUCGGCCGAGAAGAGGCGAGAUCUCUGCUCAGUGUUUCCCUCUUAUACCGGAGGUGUUUUGUCUCUUGAUUCUAACAAGCUGAACAUCACUGCAAAAGAACGUUUGCUGAAAUCUGGCAUGACACCCAACGUUAUCUUUUUUUCUCACACCGAAAAGUCUUCAGAGAAAAGCUAUCAAAACUUAAUCACUGUAGCAGAGGACACAGAUGCUGUAUUUUUUAGCCGUUCGGGCGAAAAGAAAGCCGCAGAUUUGUUGAAGAAGUUCCCGCGUCGUCCUGUGAGCGAGUUCUUUUUGAGGAGAGAGAGAAAAAUCAUCGUUUAUGUUUGUUGUUUAUGGAAAGAAGAAGAUGGUGUCACUUUUCCGACUGAAAUGCUGCGAGGGCUCAUUUCGCUAACAGAAGAGUCUACUCGAGUGAAGCGUGUUGGUGAUCCGUUGAAUGAACAAGACAACGAAACAACUCCGUGUUUGACUCAGAACACUUUUAGCAUCACUGAUCUGACUCCUCAGAGUCUUUCCUGUCUGACUCAAAUUACUAUUUACCACAUUGAAAGGCAGGAGAUGAAGAUGCUAGCUGAUCUCUUACCACUUUUCACUGAUCUGCAAUGGAUAGAUAUUACUGGCAAACCCUUUGAAAUCAUUGAUGCUCAGUUGACAGAGACCCUGGUGUCUCGUAUCAUCUUCAAUGACCUACUUUACCAACCCGAGGAGGCACCUUAGGACUCCCCGCGUAAUAUAGAGGAAGACUGGAGAAGAGGGAAUGUGGGUAUUUUCGGUAGAUCAUAACCAGAAAAAAUCUCGAUUUGAUCGCUUGCACGGCCGCAAGGUAUCAACGUUUUUCCCGCAAAUGGUCAUGGGCUGCCAGUAAAAAGACACGCGCGCGAGGACUUUUAGGAUCGGCGUCUUUGACACGAGAUUUGUCCUAGUAUAGAGGAAGACUGGAGAAGAGAGAAUGUAGGUGUUUUCGGUUGAUCGUAACCAAAAAAAUCUCGAUUUGAUCGCUUGCACGGCCGCAAGGUAUCAACGUUUUUCCCGCAAAUGGUCAUAACUACACAACUGUAAACAACAAGCCCAACUAAAAAAAAAAAAAAGAAAAUGGUACUGUAGGGCGGGGGCAGCUCUAGUGAGAACUAUAACUAGUAAUAUCAAUUUAACAGCCAAACCUGCCGCAGUCAUCGCUAGAUCUCUGCACCAGGCUCCUGGCCUGCGCUUGCUCGAUUUGUCAGAAAACCCUCUUGGUGAAGGAGUAAGUGUUCUCAGUCGACAUCUCAGCCGUGUUCCUCACCUGGUUGCACUGAACCUCUCGUAUGUUAAAUUGACAAAGCAACAAGUGAAUGAUUUGAGUGAAGCUGUACGUCAGAGUAACAUCUCCUCUUUGCAGACACUCUACCACGUGAGUUUUGUGAUCUUAGUUUGCAUAUGUAGUCUUUGUUCAUGUCCAUUCUGUUCAAUUUACUGUGGUGUUGUGUUAAGAAUUUUUACGCCCUUGGUUCGCGAAGCAAGUGCCAUAUUUCCCUUGCUUUUAUAG